Olea europaea var. sylvestris is the source of this 1748-nucleotide messenger RNA. RefSeq names its product pre-mRNA-splicing factor CWC25 homolog. Bases 152 to 1417 code for a protein of 421 amino acids. The transcript has 4 exons. Gene Ontology annotation, cellular component: U2-type spliceosomal complex. The record is from RefSeq and is a predicted model, not a curated record. Gene Ontology annotation, biological process: mRNA splicing, via spliceosome. Lineage: Eukaryota; Viridiplantae; Streptophyta; Magnoliopsida; Lamiales; Oleaceae.
AAAUCCCUCAUUUAUUUGGGCCAAUUUCAUGUAUUUCCCAACACCACGGCUCUCGUUCAUUGUUUGAUUGAAAACAAAUUACAGUGCAGAGAGAGAAAAUUUCUCGAAGCGAUUGCAACUCGCAAGAAAUUAAUCGGAAGACUUCUUCGAUAUGGCUCUGAAGUUUCUGAACAAGAAGGGAUGGCACACGGGUAGCCUCCGCAACAUCGAAAACGUGUGGAAAGCCGAGCAAAAGCAUGAUGCCGAACAGAAAAAGCUUGAGGAGCUUCGCAAGCAGAUUCACGAGGAACGGGAGCGUUCCGAAUUUCGCCAACUUCAGGAACAAGCUGGACUUGUCCCGAAGCAAGAGCGAUUGGAUUUUUUAUAUGAUUCAGGAUUAGCUGUUGGGAAAGGGGGUUCUAGUUUUAAAGAACUCGAAUCCUUACCAAGGACUGAUCCUGAUACCACUGCCUCUUCCUCUUCGGCUGCCACCACUAAGCAGCAGCAGUCGUCGGCACCGGGAGCAUUAUUUGAGGAGAAACCACAAGCUGCUAAUGAUGCGUGGAGGAAAUUGCACACGGAUCCAUUGCUUUUGAUUCGUCAAAGAGAGCAGGAAGCUCUUGCUCGUGUGAAGAAUAACCCCGUCCAGAUGGCCAUGAUUCGAAAAUCUGUGGAAGCUAAGAAGCCCAAGGAAAAGAAUCAUAGAACGAAAGAUGAGAAGAAAGGGAGAAAAAAGCAUCACCACAAGAAGUCUAAACAUCAGAAACAUUCAUCGUCAGAAAGUGGCUCCGACUCCAAAGAUACCACUUUGCCAGAGGACAAAAGAAGAGAUGCAAGUCAUCACAAGGGCUCAAAAUAUGACAAGCCUUCACAUAAAUCAUCCCGGAAUCAGGAUGAAGACUCAACUGAAGGGGACGUUUAUAGAAAGAGAAAUUAUCACCAGGACGACAAAGAACGGAGAUCUAGUGACCAUUAUCUGAAAGUUGACAAGAAUGAAGAACAACAUAGAAACAAGAGGACUUAUAAUGACUCUCAAUGUAAAGAAUAUUAUUCAGACCGACAUGUGGAAUCCCGUCAUGACAGGAAAAGCCAUUUCGAUUCUUCUGAUAAACCACCAAGGCAUGACUCAAAUAAUAGACGUCGAACUUCUGUUAAGCUUUCUGAAGAAGAGAGAGCUGCUCGGCUGCGGGAGAUGGAAAUGGAUGCUGUUAGGCAUGAAGAGCAAAGAUGGAAACGACUAAAGAAAGCAGAGGUGAAUGAUGCUCGGGAAGCCAUUCAUGACUCUGCUUCUCUGGGAAGGAACUUCCUUGAUGCUGCUCAAAAGAGCAUAUAUGGUGCUGAGAAGGGAGGAAGCUCCACCAUAGAGGAGAGUGUUCGUCGUCGAACACAUUAUUUACAGGGAAGAUCAGAAAGCGAAGGCAAUGCUUUCCGACGUUGAGUCAUGAUUGUUAGAACAAACACACAAACGGCUUUGACCCAGCUUUUGUAAUGUAAAAAUAAGACUUCUACAUGCUAUCUUCUUGUAAUGAAAAAUAUCAUGAUGAUCCUGCAAGAUUACAGCUGCGUUUAUUGUAUUAAAAUUUCUUAUGACCUCGUACCAAAAACUACCGAUUUUACUAGGAUUUUCAACAGCCUCUCUUCAUUAUAAAUUUUUUGAGUAUCUACAGAAGCACAAGGUGUGAUUUUACCCAUUUUAUGGCCGUGAUCUUGACAUUAAACAUUUGUAAUGAUUUUGAUUUGUUUAUAUGCGGAUGAUAAUAUUUUGUUUA